GAUGACAACGCGAGCGGCUAGUUCUGGAUGUGUGUGCACCUUGAAGACCUCGUUGCCGGAGUGCUCGUCAAUGGAUUCGUCCCUGAAGCGCAACUGAUGGUUAAUGCAAUAUUUCCAUUAUCUUUAUGGAGCAGACUACAGCCUACAUGCAGGAUAACACUACGUUACCUUAAACGUUAAAUAUUUCGUCGAAGCAGCCUCGUGACCUUUUGACACCUGGCCGCCUCCAGUGUGCGGAGCGGAGCGGAGCCGGCAACUGUGUCCUACCGGAGCAGGGUCUGAUCCACCGCCAUGGGCUCGAAAGGCGUGGAGCGGCGUAAGCCCCACACACCUGCGCAGACGCCCGAGGGCAACGUGGUCAUGAGCUUCAGCUUCGAGAGCUACCAGCUGGAGGAGGAGGAGUGCCACGCCAAAGACAUAUCGGAAAAAGGUGUCCUCGCUCUGUCCGAGCCAGCUUUUGAGGAGCCAAUUCCAGAUGAUCGUUACCAUGGGAUUUACUUUGCCAUGUUGCUGGCUGGAGUUGGCUUUUUACUGCCUUACAACAGUUUUAUCACAGAUGUGGACUACCUACACCAUAAAUUCGAAGGCACAUCCAUUGUCUUUGACAUGAGUCUGACGUACAUCCUCAUUGCCUUGGUGGCUGUGAUUCUGAACAAUGUUCUAGUGGAGAGGCUGAGCCUGCACACCAGGAUCACAGUGGGUUACGCCUUUGCUCUGGGACCGCUGCUGUUUGUCAGCGUCUUUGAUGUGUGGCUGGAGAAGUUCACCACCAAGCAGGCGUACGUCAUCAACCUGGUCUCCGUGGGUGUCGUGGCAUUCGGAUGCACAGUGCAGCAGUCGAGUUUCUAUGGCUACAUGGGGAUGCUUCCAAAGAGAUACACACAAGGCGUUAUGACAGGAGAAAGCACUGCAGGAGUCAUCAUCUCGCUCAGCCGCAUCUUCACCAAGCUGCUGAUCAAGAACGAGAGGAAGAACACCAUCAUCUUCUUCCUCAUCUCCAUCUGCAUGGAGUUCAUGUGUUUCCUCCUGCACCUGUUGGUGCGACGCACGCACUUCGUCCACUACUACACUAGCCUCGCCCGCAAAGGCCUCAGCCAUCCCAAGGACCAUGGCCACCAGGGCGGCUCUGAGUACCAGGUCCACCAUGACGUCAUUGCAGAGGAAGUAAGAUUUGGCAAUGGUGCAGUGGGCGGCUCACCCCCAGAGGAGCGGCACGAGGGGGAGUAUGCAGGGGGAAAUGCAUAUGUUAGGUUUGACAUCCCCAAAGCUAAAAUCAAGAAGAGCUGGCCAGGGUUAAAGGAUAUGAUCCUGCACCGAUAUGUAGUGUCCCGUGUCAUCUGGACCUACAUGCUAUCGAUUGCCAUCACCUACUUCAUCACCUUGUGCCUGUUUCCUGGUCUGGAGUCAGAGAUACGCAAUCCCACCUUAGGGGAAUGGCUGCCUAUCCUCAUCAUGGCUAUCUUUAACAUGGCUGACUUUGUUGGCAAAAUCCUGGCUGCUCUUCCCUACGAAUGGCAAGGUAGCCGUCUGCUGUUCUUCUCCUGCCUGCGAGUGGUCUUCAUCCCCCUGUUCAUCAUGUGCGUGUACCCGUCGCAGCGGCCCGCCCUCGGGCACCCGGCCUGGCCCUGCAUCUUCUCCAUGCUCAUGGGCGUCACUAAUGGCUACUUUGGCAGCGUGCCCAUGAUCCAGGCGGCGGGCAAAGUGGCCCCCGAACAGAGGGAACUAGCAGGUAACACUAUGACGGUGUCCUACAUGGCCGGCUUGAUGCUGGGGUCUGUCGUGGCCUAUGCGGCCUACAGUUUCACUGCCCAAGGGUCCUUGCCCCACCCAGACACACACUAUAACUACACUCUACUGACUGGCCACUGACUCUCUGCGACCCAGCACCACCACUCUGCCAAACAACAAUGUCUACGAUGUCCAUUCCAUGCAACACGUCACAAGGUGGCUGUAUGUAUGCUUCAAUGUAGCAAGGUCUCGGCUAAACACCAUGUCACAUACAACCACACACAUCGCAGGCUCCGUGCUGUGCUAACCACUCAGAUUUAUACAGAAUGUAGUCCGUGAAGCAGAGCAGGCCAUAGACGUGUAAAGAAAUAGAUGUAUAUGCUGCAUUGUGUUGCCUCUCACUGUGUACUUUGGUUUCGCUCUAAAUCUACAUGGCAUUUGUGCGCCCCCUUGUGUCCAAACGGGUGAAUUUUCUCUGUUGCUGUUCAAUGUUGGCUUAUGUUUGGAGGAUCCAUAAUGCUGUGAAUUUUUAUUUGGUCCAUUACUGAGCUGGUAUGAAAGAAGACAGACAGAGUACAGUUGAUGUAUUGAAACUAUACUGGACACUAAUGGAGGUUCUGCCAGCAUUUUUGUUUAGUUUUCUUAAAAAGUCUUAAGUGAUCCACAAAGGGAAAAUGAUGUUUACUGUCAGAUCUAAAGUAUCUUUUAAAUGGAGCCUGAUUGAUUUACCUCUGUGCUAAUGCAAGUUGAAUGUUCAUUACUGUGAAUAAAAGCUUUUUUUAUUUUUAGUUGUGUCUGAAGUUGUGCAGACUGUACGUAUGUAAAGAUUUUGCAUUUCACUUGUAUAUUAAAAAUAUGAAAAUAUAGAAAGACAAGAAAAUUGAGUCUUGAAAUAUAGAUCAUUCAUUUUGAUGUAUGAUGAGAAAGAGGUUCACAGACUCUCAAAAUGAGGGAUGUCUUUGAGGAAGAUCUGUAGUUUUUCUUUCUACUCUUGAACUAAUAAAAAUAGCUUUAACAGCCAACUCUAUAGAUUUUUGAAAGUGUGGACAGCAUAUCUUUGAUG
Messenger RNA from Sardina pilchardus (European sardine), 2791 nucleotides. RefSeq names its product solute carrier family 29 member 4a (gene slc29a4a). The record is from RefSeq and is a predicted model, not a curated record. Lineage: Eukaryota; Metazoa; Chordata; Actinopteri; Clupeiformes; Clupeidae. The transcript is spliced from 11 exons. The coding region runs from base 292 to 1869 and encodes 525 amino acids. Gene Ontology annotation, molecular function: nucleoside transmembrane transporter activity; monoamine transmembrane transporter activity. Gene Ontology annotation, biological process: nucleoside transmembrane transport. Gene Ontology annotation, cellular component: plasma membrane.